Limulus polyphemus (Atlantic horseshoe crab) is the source of this 469-nucleotide messenger RNA. RefSeq names its product putative carbonic anhydrase-like protein 2. The annotation marks the transcript as partial. NCBI's taxonomy places the organism in Eukaryota, Metazoa, Arthropoda, Merostomata, Xiphosura, Limulidae. The record is from RefSeq and is a predicted model, not a curated record. The transcript is spliced from 3 exons. Gene Ontology annotation, molecular function: zinc ion binding; carbonate dehydratase activity.
GGGCCUACCUACUGGGGUCUUCUGAAUCCAGAGUGGAGUUUGUGUAACAUGGGUCGUCGCCAGUCACCUGUAGAUAUUGAUCCAUCGACAUUGUUGUUUGACCCUCAUUUAAGACCCAUCCACGUAGAGAAAAGCAGGAUCAACGGAAUAAUCACUAACACCGGACAUGGGAUCGUGUUCAAAACUAAUUCUUCGGGCAAAGCAACAGCAGUCCACAUCAACAAUGGACCUCUGUCUUACAAGUACCGUGUAAAUGAGGUACAUUUACACUUUGGGAGUAGCGAGAAAGCUGGAUCAGAACACACCGUAGCUGGGCAAACCUUCCCGGCAGAGGUGCAGAUUCUGGGAUUCAACUCUGACCUUUACGAAAACAUUUCGGAAGCAGUAACAAAGUCUCAAGGUAUAAUUGGGAUCGCCCUUCUAGUACAGGUAAGAAAUAUAUAUACUUUCCACAAAAAUCGCGAAAGGA